This is a messenger RNA of Bursaphelenchus xylophilus (pine wood nematode), 517 nucleotides long. The record is from the annotation of a GenBank genome assembly. NCBI's taxonomy places the organism in Eukaryota, Metazoa, Nematoda, Chromadorea, Rhabditida, Aphelenchoididae.
AUGCUAAAUUAUCUGAUCUUCCCGACUUAUCUCCUCAUUGUGGCCUUUAUCACAGUUUUUCCCAACUCCCAUUGCACAAUGUUUUACUCGGUAUACUCUUGGGAAGGGCCCGAUGAUUGUGUUGACUACAAUAUGUUCAACAAUCUGACUAAAGCGGUGUAUGUGAUAUUAGGCUUCAACCUUGCUGCGUAUUGCACCAUUUCUGGUUCCUUGAUGGUUCAGGUAAGUGGUUUUUGAAUAAAAGGUGUAUCGAGAAACGAGGAAUCUCAACGAAACAAAAUUUCAUUUUCAGCGCCGUCAAGCCGGACAGGCAAGCCGUCAAGCAGAUUUGAAAGCGGAACAGAGGGUUCUACUCUCUACAAUGUCCUCUUUUUUCUCAUCAUUCGUUUUGAUCACCGGUAAAUUGAUACUAACCGGAUCUUUGAACGAUGUGACGUUGGCCAGAGUGGCAUAUCGUGCAUUAGUGCUCAUUUCAAGCAACGUGUUCUUGUUUUCGCUGGUUUUUGUGAACACGUAA